AUGGUUACAAAGAAAAUCAUCUCAGCAUCUGGAGCAGACGUGAUGACGUCAAAUGAAACUGACUCUGAGAAUGUGUUUCUCUGCUAUCCACUCCUGGUGGACUCCUGUGCCAAAUUGCAUCGUCUUACUGUAGUUAAAGUGGCAAUGUAUGUUUUCAUGGUGCUGAUGAUCCUCACAACAGUUUUUGGGAACCUGCUGAUCAUCAUCUCCAUCUCUCACUUCAAACAUCUACAGUCUCCAACUCAUCUGAUCGUUCGCUCUCUGGCAGCUUGUGAUUGUCUGCUGGGCUCUUUAGUCAUGCCGUACAGCAUGGUGCGAUCUGUUGAAGGCUGCUGGUAUCUGGGAGAUUUUGUGUGUAAAAUGCAUUUUAGUUUAGACAUGACCUUCUGUAUCUCUUCUAUACUGCAUCUCAGUCUAAUAUCUAUUGACAGGUACUGGGCCAUUUGUGAUCCUUUAAGAUACAAAAUGAGGGUCACAAGCAACAUUGUGACUGUAUUUACUACAUUUACAUGGCUGUUUUCAUUUGUGUACAGUUUUUCUGUUGUGUUUUCAGGGAUAAAUGCAGUUGGACUAGAGAUGCUUAUAUUGCAGAUCUCCUGUGUGGGAAGUUGUGUUCUGUUUUUUAACAAACAGUGGGGUCUUAUAUGUCCAAUUCUCACAUUCUUCCUUCCCGGAACGAUCAUGAGCUCUCUUUAUAUAAAAAUCUUCCAUGUUGCAAGAAGACAUGCAAAGGUUAUGUCAGAAAGAGUGACUGUGGUGACAGCAGGAGGGUUGAAGAGCCAAAGCUCUGCACAAAGAGAAGGAAAAGCAGCGAAAACUCUGGCCAUUGUUAUGGGUGUUUUUUAUCUCUGCUGGCUGCCUUUUUUUACUGUUACUGCUCUCGACCCUUUUUACAAUUAUUUAACCCCAGCUGAUGUUUUUGAUGUUGUAAUUUGGUUUGCAUAUUUUAACUCCACUUGUAACCCCUUGAUUUAUGGAUUUUUCUACCCUUGUUUCCAGAAUGCAUUUAAGAUUCUUAUAUGCACUUAUGUUUGUGGCAUUAAUGAUUCAACACCUUGA
This is a messenger RNA of Rhinichthys klamathensis goyatoka, 1059 nucleotides long. Its product is annotated as trace amine-associated receptor 4-like. Gene Ontology annotation, biological process: G protein-coupled receptor signaling pathway. Gene Ontology annotation, molecular function: trace-amine receptor activity. NCBI's taxonomy places the organism in Eukaryota, Metazoa, Chordata, Actinopteri, Cypriniformes, Leuciscidae. Bases 1 to 1059 code for a protein of 352 amino acids. The transcript has a single exon. The record is from RefSeq and is a predicted model, not a curated record. Gene Ontology annotation, cellular component: membrane.